AUGAAUAAUGAAUCGGAAUCAUCAGGACCGGUUUAUAAUCAAAUACCACCUUCUAACUUGCCAGUGACUGAUACGGAAGUCAUUCAAAUAGAUGCAAAAGAUACGUCAUUGCCUAGAAAAACGGCAGCUGAUCGUGUGGCUGAUUGUCAUUAUAAACGAUCAAUACAACGUGGUUAUGGUUACAUUGUUCUUGGUUCAAAUGGCUUUAUGAUCGAUGAUCUCUUUUGUGCUUCUUAUCUGGGGUUUGUUGUUAUCAAUAUUGAAAUGCUAUCUAUUGUAAGUGCUGACAGUAACAAUGAUAAUGAACUAAUUGUCGAUAAAGUGAUUCGUGUAUGGCUAUGUCGUCGUUUUUAUGCCAGUCGAUGGCCACCGACACCGUUCAAAGUUGAUUUUUUCUUACCACCACAAAUUCCUGAUUAUGAAAUACCGGGUAUAAUCAAGAUUAUUGCGCUAGGAUAG
Rotaria socialis is the source of this 459-nucleotide messenger RNA. Lineage: Eukaryota; Metazoa; Rotifera; Eurotatoria; Philodinida; Philodinidae. The record is from the annotation of a GenBank genome assembly.